Molecule: messenger RNA, 971 nt
Organism: Staurois parvus
Lineage: Eukaryota; Metazoa; Chordata; Amphibia; Anura; Ranidae
Source: the annotation of a GenBank genome assembly
AUGUGGCAGAAAACUAUGCCAGUUCCUGCUUUUAUUUACAAACAACUGCUUGUACUUUCAGUAUGGAAGAUGCCAACGACGAUAGCAAGAUGGCUGACUUACUAUCCUACUUCCAGCAGCAGCUGACCUUUCAAGAGCCUGCACUUAAAUUGUGCCAGCCAGAGUAUGAUGUUACUCAGACUCAUAUCUCAGAGCUCCCUAUGGAGGUACUGAUGUAUGUUUUCCGCUGGGUGGUUUCCAGUGAGCUUGAUCUACGAUCAUUGGAGCAAUUAUCCUUGGUCUGCAAGGGCUUUUAUAUUUGUGCAAGGGAUCCUGAAAUCUGGCGCCUAGCAUGCCUGAAAGUAUGGGGCAGAAACUGUGUGAAGUUGCUACCUUACAUCACCUGGAGGCAGAUGUUUCUUGAGAGGCCCCGUGUCCGCUUUGAUGGUGUGUAUAUUAGCAAGACUACAUAUAUACGCCAGGGAGAGCAGUCUUUGGAUGGAUUUUACAGAGCCUGGCACCAAGUGGAAUAUUACAGGUAUAUGAGAUUUUUUCCUGAUGGUCAUAUUAUUAUGCUGACCACCCCAGAAGAGCCGCAAACAAUUGUACCUCGUUUAAGGACAAAAAAUGCAAGAAUUGAUUCUGUGCUGCUUGGCCAUUACCGUCUGACUCAAGACACAGAUAACCAAACCAAAGUUUUUGCAGUUGUAACCACCAGGAAGGAAGAGAAACCUACAGAGUACCAAAAAUAUCGUUACUUCCGCCGUGCCCCAGUGCAGGAAACUGACCAUAGCUUUCAUGUGGGGCUUCAGUUGUGCUCAAGUGGUCGAUAUAAAUUCAACAAGUUGGUUUGGAUUCAUCAUUCUUGUCAUAUUACUUACAAAUCCACUGGAGAGACAGCGGUAACAUCAUUUGACAUUGAUAAAAUGUACACACCACUCUUCUUUGCCCGUGUGAAGAGUUACACUGCUGUAUCAGAGAGACCCCUCUAA